GGGGUUGGGUCUAAGCUGCGCAUUGGCAGUCUAGAUCUGAAGAUGCGCGGCGCAGCCCGCCCUUCUCGAAGCAACUCACAUGACGAGCCAUACAUUUCUACCGGCAGGAGCCCCGCGCUCGGUCCCUUCCCCCGCGACUGUAGUGAUUGACAGUUGGCAGACGACUGCAGUACGCGCAGGUUCUAUACGUUCGCGGCCCGUGUGUGUGAGUGGCUGACUUUCCUGUCUGCCCCGGCUUCCCUGAAAACUCUCGGCGCAGUAGCAGAAGAACCCGAAAACAACAUCACGAGCCGUCGUUUUACCCAAACCAGCGGGGGCACUUCAACACAUCUAUCCAUAUAUACAGAUGGUUUGACUGGCAGCAGCGUCGUGGACAACUUCCUCUUUGCUGUAACAGUGUGGGACCGUCACCGCGCUGUUGUACACUGAGGCGGCAGCAAAUCGGCCGGAUAAGGCUAUCCUCGUCGCGCGCGGAAUUUGGAGUUGUCAGCCAUCAGCGAGGAAGAGAAGAAACAUUUCCGGGAAUACAAAGAAGCCGUUGUGAAGCUACAGAGUCUGUGAUGAUGUGCGUGCAGUGUGUGGUGAUGUCAUGCAAGUGAUACACAUUUUUAUCGCUUCAAGAUAAGUUUGUUUGUUGGCGAACAAAAUUCCCGUCAUUUCGAAUGCACAGUGUUUCCCCCAUCAGGUGCCAUCAGUCUGAAUUGAAGAAUUAUUGAAGUGUUGUGUGCCUGCUAGUUGUACGGGUGGGUUCUAGAGCUGAGUCGUGUGUCAAAGUGGCCCAGCACGCGGAUUACGCCGGUGCUGUAGCCAGGGCAUUCAUGGCUCAACCACGGUAUGAUGAUGGAAUUCACACUUCCUACAUGGGAGACGCCCCACCCUCCAUGUACGACCCUCAUGUGGCUCACCGGCCACUCCAGAACAUCGCUCACCAUUCACCACACAUGAACCACGGCAUGCAUCAGUAUCAUACGGGCAAUCACGUUGCAGCCGUGUCCAAUCAUGUAAUGGGCCCUGUGACAGACGUCCACAAGCGGGACAAGGAUGCAAUCUAUGGGCAUCCAUUGUUCCCGCUGCUGGCUCUAAUCUUCGAGAAAUGUGAGUUGGCGACAUGCACUCCCCGGGAGCCGGGAGUCGCGGGAGGGGAUGUGUGUUCCUCCGAGUCCUUCAACGAGGACAUCGCAGUCUUCUCCAAACAGAUUCGGCAAGAGAAGCCAUACUACAUAGCUGACCCCGAAGUCGACUCACUUAUGGUUCAAGCUAUUCAAGUGCUUCGGUUUCAUCUUUUAGAAUUGGAGAAGGUCCACGAAUUGUGCGACAACUUCUGCCACCGGUACAUUAGUUGCUUGAAGGGUAAGAUGCCCAUUGACCUGGUAAUCGACGAACGGGAGUCGACUAAACCUCCCGAACUCACCGGCUCCACCAAUGGUAACGACGGUGCCCGCAGUAACGCCGACUCAACAUCCCACACGGACGGCGCCAGCACCCCGGACGUGAGGCCUCCUUCUUCGUCACUGUCAUACCCUGGUCCCGGUAACGACGAUGUCAGAUCCCCGGGGUCUGGUGGCACACCGGGCCCCCUCUCGCAGCAACCCAGUUCCCAACAAAGCGUCGACAACAGCGAUCCAGUGUACGGAAACAGCCGGCACUUGAUAUCUCACGAGCAGUAUUAUUGGAACUCCCUCGCAACAGAUGCUCUAGGGAAGUGGUGCCCAACGCGACGGGAAUGGCCCUCGCCAGCGGAUGCGCGAGCGGCGGCGAACGACGCACGCAGGGGCGUCCUGUAUUCGUCCGUGUUCCUGGGCAGCCCCGGUGAGUACAACGGUGACGCGAGUAAUGCCAGUAUCGGUAGCGGUGAAGGGACGGGGGAGGAAGAUGAUGAUACAAACGGAAAGAAGAACCAGAAGAAACGCGGCAUUUUUCCUAAAGUGGCCACCAACAUCUUGAGGGCGUGGCUGUUCCAACAUUUAACGCAUCCGUACCCUUCGGAGGACCAGAAGAAACAGUUGGCGCAAGACACAGGUCUAACGAUUCUUCAAGUCAAUAAUUGGUUCAUCAACGCGAGGCGGCGGAUUGUGCAGCCUCUAAUAGACCAAUCAAAUCGAGCAGGUGCGAGCGUCUUUUCCCCACAUGCAGGUCCAAGUGGAGCAUACAGCCCUGAUGGAGCCUCCAUGGGUUAUAUGAUGGACGGACAGGCUCAGAUGAUGCAUCGACCACCUGGUGACCCCAGCUUCCAUAACGAGUACCACUACCCGCAGUACUAUGGACACCUGUAGUACCUCCCGUCCCCCGCUGGGUCAUCGCCACCAACAGUUGUCCCAAACAAGCUUCUUCGAGAAGACACCUAGCUGGCGUCUGUGGCGCCCAUUAAUACACAUCUAGUGACGUCAUCAGCACACGUGAUUCCAGCUUGUCCUGUGAGUCGCCACCAGUUCUACACUAGGCCAGGAGUUACACACGAAGCACUCAGCGUUGUCGUCGUUCUGGAGCGAAAGUUGAAGUAGCAUACUUGCUGCGAAAUCACGUGAACGAAAAGAAAAAAUGGCGCCUAUUUACCGGUGAAAGACAACGUGGUGCCCGUCCGCAAGUAUGGGCAUUGGAAGACGGAGAAACGAGAAGUUGAAAAUAUUCAAAUUUAAUGUGAUGAUUCUUUGUACAAAAAUUGUAAUUGUAGUUUCCUUAACAGAGACAAUGUCAAGGAAAUAUUUGUACAAAAAAUAUCCGUAACAUUAAAUUCGUUGUUAGAAAGAGAAGGAUGCGUGUCUUUCUUGACUGAAAGAGUAAAUAUUAGAAAGCAAGCGACUAAAAACGUUAAAAGUAAAUAGUGUUUUCUUUUUUUAAUUUAAAAAAUGCUGUUCAGUGGAGACGUCAGGGUAGUGCAUGUUUUUAUGUUUGUGUGACAAAGAAUGAGGCAGUUUUCGUUUAAACGACCCUCGUUUCAUAACAUUUGUGGUUAACAUUUGUUCAGGAAAGGAGAACGUAAAACCCAUCUCUAAAAUUCUUCAGGAUCUCCACCAACAUCAUAGUUCCGCAUUACUUGCUGAAAGAACAGAACCACAAACCAACCUGGACAUUGUAGAAACAAAAUACUAUAGUAAUUAUUAUAUAUAAUGUAUCAUAUUAAUAAUGGAUAGACUAAAAUGAGUGUCCCCUUCAACCUUCACAGCGGGAGGGGAUGAUCAGCGGCAGCGGUGAUUUCGUUGUGUAAAUGAAAUCUUUUCUCCCCAAGAAUGAACUUCAACUGGAUUCUUCUGUUCUGCUUCUUGCGCUGUUCGAGCAGGAACUGGGAAAACUUAUUAUAAAAAAAGCGAUGUAAGAGAAACCACACGUAGACUUUAGAAAUCCCAAAUCCCCCACGCCUUUAAUUUUGACCUGUUCUCCCGUUACUAGAAUAUAGGAAUGGUAUUUCUCUGGCAUUUGCUUGUUACUUCCAGUUGAUAUAAUUCAUUUUGCAUAAAUUAUUGCUUCAGUGAGGGAGAUGUGAUUUCACGGGUUUAAAAUUAUGUUGCAAGUUUUGAAAAGAAGAAAAAACAAUUAUUUUAUGAUGGGUGAUGUUAUUUAGAUGAGAUUGCCCAUAAAUUGGUGCUACUAACCUACUUCAAAGAUAGGUUUAAUGAAGACAAAUGUCUGUUCUGCUGGGGUGUGUUUCUCAAACUCCGUCUUCUUUCACCUGGAACGAACCUGCAAAUGUCAAUUAAUACCGUCCAUGGAGAGGGAGGCACUGUGCAUUCACAACGUAAGGCAAAUAUCUGAUUUAUCUCCUUAUUUCGUGUCAAUAUCCUAUAACAACAGAUGUUUCAGUAAGUACUGAACAAAUGUGUAUGCUUUCUCAGUCGGUGAAAUAGAUAAAGUGAUAUUAUUAAUUUAUACAGCAUAUUCAAACUACUCAUUGUAAAUAUCUUCGUAACUUUAUUUAUAAUAAUACAAACAAACAACCAUGUAAACUAUUGCAAUCAGCAACAUUUUCUUCUUUUGGGGCUGUUAAUAUUAAAGAAAAAAAUAUGA
Cryptotermes secundus is the source of this 4002-nucleotide messenger RNA. It is a transcript of the gene hth, whose product is annotated as homeobox protein homothorax. NCBI's taxonomy places the organism in Eukaryota, Metazoa, Arthropoda, Insecta, Blattodea, Kalotermitidae. Gene Ontology annotation, biological process: positive regulation of transcription by RNA polymerase II; brain development; eye development. Bases 819 to 2273 code for a protein of 484 amino acids. Gene Ontology annotation, molecular function: DNA-binding transcription activator activity, RNA polymerase II-specific; RNA polymerase II cis-regulatory region sequence-specific DNA binding. The record is from RefSeq and is a predicted model, not a curated record. The transcript is spliced from 15 exons.